CCCAGAAUCCUCAGCUGUGGGAGAGUCAGCAUAAAUGUGUGAGCCUAGGAGGGGUAGCUUCACAGAGGCAGACAAAGCCAAGCGCGAUACUGUAUCACCGCAGCCUCACGAUAGCAUCUCUUCUUACCUCUGAGGCAUCAGCACUUACACAGUGAUAAUGCUGGACACUGCGAGCAGCCAGUACAACUCCUUUAUGUUUUGGAAACUUCCAAUCCCAGAGUUGGACCUGUCUGAGCUGGAAUGCCUGGGCUUUGAAGACCCUAAAAAGAAACAGUCUUCUUUCGACAAGAAAUCUGGAGACGAAGAAGACAUCCUGUCACAGUACACCGCCUUCAAUUACUGGAGGGCCCCUAUUGCCAGUAUUGACAGCUUGGACUUUGACCUAAUUUGAGGGAUUUUCCGUAAUCACAUCUGCCGCCUUAACUCUCCCGGCAAAAUUUUAUUGUUAAUUUAUUAAUUUAUUUAUGUUUUGUAAGACACUGAAGGUUUUUUAAAAACAAAAGGUUUAAAGCUGAUAUUUUAUGUUUUAAAUGCCGAUUUAGCACUUGAUUUGCAUAAUGUUGCAGAACAUCCAAAAAUCGAACAUUUCACUAAAAAAGGUAAAA
This is a messenger RNA of Spea bombifrons (plains spadefoot toad), 605 nucleotides long. It is a transcript of the gene MLLT11, whose product is annotated as MLLT11 transcription factor 7 cofactor. The coding region runs from base 158 to 391 and encodes 77 amino acids. NCBI's taxonomy places the organism in Eukaryota, Metazoa, Chordata, Amphibia, Anura, Pelobatidae. The transcript has 2 exons. Gene Ontology annotation, biological process: apoptotic signaling pathway; positive regulation of release of cytochrome c from mitochondria; positive regulation of DNA-templated transcription. The record is from RefSeq and is a predicted model, not a curated record. Gene Ontology annotation, cellular component: cytosol; nucleoplasm.